This is a messenger RNA of Andrographis paniculata, 1095 nucleotides long. RefSeq lists its product as uncharacterized. The coding region runs from base 104 to 943 and encodes 279 amino acids. Gene Ontology annotation, cellular component: endoplasmic reticulum membrane. Gene Ontology annotation, biological process: fatty acid elongation, saturated fatty acid; sphingolipid biosynthetic process; fatty acid elongation, polyunsaturated fatty acid. Lineage: Eukaryota; Viridiplantae; Streptophyta; Magnoliopsida; Lamiales; Acanthaceae. The record is from RefSeq and is a predicted model, not a curated record. Gene Ontology annotation, molecular function: fatty acid elongase activity. The transcript has a single exon.
UACAUUUUGUAUCUACACACACAUUAUACACCAUAUAACGGCGCGGCGGGAGUGAAAUUCCGGCGAGCAGCAAGAAAGUUGUCAGACGCGGCGGCGGCGCGUGAUGAGCAAUCUCUACGCGGCAGUCCAUUACUGGCUGGUGGACCACCCGUCCAUCAGCCAGUACGAAUGGAAGCCCGGCCAGACCGUCGGAUCGUCGCCGCUAUUCCUUGCCGGCGCCGUCGUGGGCUACCUCGUCCUGACCCUCUCCCUCCGCAACUCCCGGCACUUGCCGACGCUCCCCGCGGCGGCCCUGGCGGUGGCGGCGGCGGCGCACAACGUGAUUCUCUGCCUGCUGUCCCUGGUGAUGGUGAUCGGCUGCGGCCUCGCCACCGCCCACCAAAUGCAGGAGAACGGCGGCGUGACGUGGCUGCUCUGCUUCCCCGCCGGCAGCACGCCGCCGCGGGGGCCGAUCUUCUUCUGGGGCUACGUCUUCUACCUCUCGAAGCUUCUGGAAUUCGCCGAUACGGCGCUGAUCCUCCUGAGCCGUUCGCGCAAUCGACGGCUCUCGUUCCUCCACGUGUACCACCACGCGGUGGUGCUGGUGAUGUGUUAUCUCUGGGUCGCCACGUCACAGUCGAUGUUCCCGAUCGGCGUCGUCACCAACGGCUCCGUCCACGUCGUCAUGUACUGCUACUACUUGAUGACCGCCGUCGGGCUGCGGCCGCGGUGGAAGCGCCGCCUGACCGACUGCCAGAUCGGGCAGUUCCUGUUCGGAAAAGUCAUCUCGCCGGUGAUGCUUUACCUCCACUUCACCAACGGCGCCGGCGGCUGCUCCGGCUUCUGGACGUGGGGAUUCAGCUCCGUCUUCGCCGUUUCGCUUUUCGCACUGUUUCUUGAUUUCCGUUUCCGGGCAUAUCCCGGCGGCGGCGCCGCCAAGAUCGCCGCCAAUAAAACUAUUUGAAUUAAAUUAAUUAAUUAGUCACUGGAACGUCUUUCAUUGUUGUUAUUAUUAUUAUUAUUAAUAUUGUUAGUCAUUUCGAUCACCUGGAAAUCAAAUAAACGAAUAUAAUAUUAUGCUUAAUUAAUGAAGAUAAUUUGUAUCCUUUAUUACUA